Messenger RNA from Arachis stenosperma, 3839 nucleotides. Its product is annotated as cellulose synthase-like protein D5. Gene Ontology annotation, molecular function: cellulose synthase (UDP-forming) activity; mannan synthase activity. Gene Ontology annotation, biological process: cellulose biosynthetic process; plant-type primary cell wall biogenesis. The transcript is spliced from 3 exons. Bases 161 to 3697 code for a protein of 1178 amino acids. The record is from RefSeq and is a predicted model, not a curated record. Gene Ontology annotation, cellular component: trans-Golgi network; plasma membrane. Lineage: Eukaryota; Viridiplantae; Streptophyta; Magnoliopsida; Fabales; Fabaceae.
CUCCUCCUUCUACUUCUCUUCCCUUUCUUCUUCACACUCACUUCACACUUAUGGACCGUUGAGGAUUCUUUUUUUUAUUAUCUCUCUCUUCACCUUAAUUUCCUUCUUCUUCUUCUUCUUCAUCUAGUACUAUUUCUAGUUCAGUCUUUGAUUCAGUAACAUGGUGAAAUCCCCUUCCUCUCCCUCUCCUGUGACCAUAACGGUCUCUUCCGGAGGAAAAGAAAGCGGAAGCAGAAGCAUAGGACUAACCAGUCCAGUUCCGCGCGCUUCCAUCUCCAAUAACCCUAAUUCCCCCCUAAGGAGAGCUUCUGGUGGCAGCGGCAGUGUUGUAAGGAGGUUAUCAGGCGGAGGAGCCAACAACUAUUCCUCAAUUUCAAAUACUACAGAAGAAUUCAACUCAGAGUACUACACAUACACUGUUCAAAUUCCUGCCACUCCUGAACGCCAGCCAUUGACAACCUCACAGACAAGCCUUCCCGAAUAUGGCAAUAACACCGGAAAACCCGAGACAAGCUACAUCUCAGGAACAAUCUUCACCGGAGGGUUCAACUCCGUGACCCGAGGGCAUGUCAUUGAGUGUUCCAUGGAGCAAGAGGAGCCAACAAAGAAAACUAAAUCCAUGUGUGGAAUGAAAGGCUGCGACGAGAAAGCGAUUCAAGGAAGGUCCAGCGGUGGUCCUUGCGAGUGCGGGUUCAAGAUAUGCAGAGAGUGUUACUUGGAGUGUGUUGGAAAUGGAGGAGGCAAGUGCCCUGGUUGCAAAGAGCCUUACAAGUAUGUGAGUGAUGAUGAAGAUGACGAUGGCAAAGACUAUGACGACGACGACGAUGACGAGCGUGUUUCUGAGGCUGAAGAUCAGGCUCUGCCUUUGCCUUCCAUGGCUGAGUUCAAGCUGGACAAGAGGCUCUCUGUUGUGAAAUCUUUUAAGGCGCAGAAUCAUCCGCCGGAUUUCGAUCACAACCGCUGGCUAUUCGAAACGAAGGGAACUUAUGGCUAUGGAAAUGCUGUGUGGCCUAAAGAUGGACAUGGAGCUGGUUCAGCUUCGGAAAUCCGUCCGGAUUUCGGAGAGAAAGCCAGAAGGCCCUUGACACGAAAGGUUGGAGUAUCUGCUGCCAUUCUCAGUCCAUACAGGUUGCUUAUUCUGUUUCGUCUUGUUGCACUUGGAUUGUUUCUAACAUGGAGGAUUAGACACCCGAACCGCGAAGCAAUGUGGCUGUGGGGAAUGUCCAUAACUUGUGAGCUAUGGUUUGCAUUCUCUUGGCUUCUUGAUCAGCUCCCUAAGCUCUGCCCUGUAAACAGAGUCACUGAUCUCUCUGUCCUCAAAGAGCGCUUUGAGUCACCGAACCUUCGCAAUCCUAAGGGGAGGUCUGAUCUACCUGGAAUUGACGUUUUUGUUUCCACGGCAGACCCUGAGAAGGAGCCUCCUCUUGUCACAGCAAACACCAUUCUCUCCAUCCUCGCCGUUGAUUAUCCGGUGGAAAAGAUUGCUUGCUACCUGUCUGAUGACGGUGGAGCUCUGUUGACAUUUGAAGCUCUCGCCGAGACUGCUAGCUUUGCUAGAAUUUGGGUUCCUUUCUGCAGAAAACACAGCAUAGAGCCUAGAAAUCCCGAAGCAUAUUUUGGGCAAAAGCGCGAUUUUCUCAAGAACAAAGUUAGAUUGGACUUUGUGAGGGAGAGGAGAAGAGUAAAGAGAGAGUACGAUGAAUUCAAAGUGAGAAUAAACUCCUUGCCAGAGUCAAUAAGGAGAAGAUCAGAUGCUUACAAUGCUCAUGAAGAGCUAAGAGCAAAGAAGAAACAAUCCGAAGCUGGUAUCACUGCUUCCGAACCUAUCAAGGUUCCCAAGGCAACAUGGAUGUCCGAUGGUGCUUAUUGGCCAGGAACUUGGGCUUCAGCAGAACCAGACCACUCCAGAGGGGAUCAUGAAGGCAUAAUCCAGGCAAUGUUAGCUCCUCCAAAUGCAGAAGAAGAAUUUGGAUCAGAAGCAGAUGCAGAAAAUUUGAUUGACACAACAGGCGUAGACAUUCGAUUGCCAAUGCUUGUGUAUGUGUCAAGAGAGAAGAGGCCUGGAUAUGAUCACAACAAGAAAGCAGGAGCGAUGAAUGCACUGGUUCGAACAAGCGCAAUCAUGUCGAAUGGACCAUUCAUUCUGAAUCUUGACUGUGAUCACUACAUCUACAACUCCCUGGCUCUCAGGGAAGGCAUGUGUUUUAUGCUCGACAGAGGAGGUGAUAGGAUAUGCUAUGUUCAAUUCCCUCAAAGAUUUGAAGGCAUUGAUCCGAGUGACCGAUAUGCGAACCACAACACGGUGUUCUUUGAUGUGAGCAUGAGAGCUCUUGAUGGAUUACAAGGACCAAUGUAUGUGGGAACUGGCUGCAUAUUCAGAAGAACAGCACUUUAUGGUUUUAGUCCUCCAAGAGCUACAGAGCAUCAUGGAUGGUUUGGAAGAAGGAAAAUUAAGCUGUUUUUGAGAAAGCCAAAGAAGUCCAAGAAGGAAGACGAUGAAGUUGCUGUGGCGAUCAAUGAUGAUGAUGCUGAUAUUGAGACAUUGCUUCUUCCAAAGAGAUUUGGCAACUCUACUUCUCUGGCGGCAUCCAUCCCUGUUGCAGAAUAUCAGGGAAGGUUGCUUCAAGAUUUGCAAGGAAAGGGAACACAUGGAAGGCCAGCAGGCUCUCUUGCCGUGCCUCGCGAGCCCUUGGAUGCUGCUACGGUUGCAGAGGCAAUUAGUGUCAUAUCUUGCUUCUAUGAGGACAAAACUGAAUGGGGGAAGCGAGUUGGGUGGAUAUAUGGUUCUGUUACAGAAGAUGUAGUAACUGGUUACAGAAUGCACAAUAGAGGGUGGAGAUCAGUGUAUUGUGUCACCAAGAGGGAUGCUUUUCGAGGAACAGCUCCGAUCAACUUGACAGAUAGGCUCCACCAAGUUCUCCGGUGGGCCACCGGAUCGGUGGAGAUCUUCUUCUCAAAGAACAAUGCACUGCUGGCAAGUCCUAGAAUGAAGUUCUUGCAAAGAGUGGCAUACUUCAAUGUUGGAAUGUACCCUUUCACCUCAAUGUUUCUGAUUGUGUAUUGCUUCCUGCCUGCAAUUUCUCUCUUCACUGGAAAGUUCAUAGUGCAAUCCUUAAGUGCAACAUUCUUAGUCUUCUUGCUUGGCAUCACAAUCACACUCUGCUUGCUUGCGCUCCUUGAGAUCAAGUGGUCAGGGAUCACUCUUCACGACUGGUGGCGAAAUGAGCAGUUCUGGUUGAUCGGUGGAACCAGCGCCCACCCUGCCGCCGUGCUGCAAGGCUUGUUGAAGGUCAUAGCCGGAGUGGACAUAUCAUUCACCCUCACUUCAAAAUCAGCCACCCCGGAAGACGGAGACGAAGAAUUCGCAGACCUUUACGUGGUGAAAUGGAGCUUCCUAAUGGUUCCUCCGAUCACAAUCAUGAUGGUGAACAUGAUUGCUAUUGCUGUGGGAGUAGCCAGAACUAUCUACAGUCCAUUUCCACAAUGGAGCAAGCUGGUUGGAGGUGUGUUCUUCAGUUUCUGGGUUCUCUGCCAUCUCUUCCCCUUUGCAAAGGGACUCAUGGGAAGAAGAGGGAAGGUUCCAACCAUUGUUUAUGUUUGGUCUGGAUUACUCUCUAUUAUCAUAUCAUUGCUUUGGGUGUACAUAAGCCCACCUUCAGGAGCAGCACAAAAUUACAUGAAUUUCCAGUUCCCUUAGUUUUCUUCGUAAGAAAAAAGAUGAAGUUUUUCCUCUACUCCAUCUUUUUUGCAUUGUGCCAAUCAUAUAUGUCCUAGUGUAUUUGUUGUACUAAAUUGUACGUGAGUAGAAGUAUAUCUUAGUUUUCUUGCUAUUCUGAAUA